This is a messenger RNA of Myxocyprinus asiaticus (Chinese sucker), 6579 nucleotides long. Its product is annotated as gastrula zinc finger protein XlCGF7.1-like. The transcript has 5 exons. Gene Ontology annotation, molecular function: DNA-binding transcription factor activity, RNA polymerase II-specific; RNA polymerase II cis-regulatory region sequence-specific DNA binding. Gene Ontology annotation, biological process: regulation of transcription by RNA polymerase II. Bases 4233 to 5219 code for a protein of 328 amino acids. The record is from RefSeq and is a predicted model, not a curated record. NCBI's taxonomy places the organism in Eukaryota, Metazoa, Chordata, Actinopteri, Cypriniformes, Catostomidae.
ACCACACAAGGAUUCAUACUGGAGAGACGCCUUAAGGCCCCAGCACACAUACUCAACUCAACUCAGUUUUAUUUAUAUAGCACAUUGAGAAACAACAGAGUUGACCAAAGUGCUUCACAAUUUAGAAAUUUAAAAAUAGUAAAUUAACAAACACCAUCAACACACAUACACAGUACAUUUUAAAGUGUUGUAAACUCUAAUAAAAAGCUGCAUAUACAAGAUGAGAUCAAUGUCAGAGCAGGUAUCUCCAAUACUCAGAAUUCCCCCAAUUCAAAUGCCAGUGUAAAAAGAUGUGUUUUCAGCUGAGACUUAAAAAUCUGUAUAGACGAACAAAUAUAAAGGGGAAGAUUAUUCCAUAAUUUAGGAGCAGCUACAGAGAAUGCUUGAUGACCCUUUGACUUUUGCUUGGACUGAGGGUCAGCCUGCAACAUUUGGUUUGUAGAUCUCAGUGGCCUAGAGGAAGUAUAAAGGCUUAGGAGAUCUGCAAUGUAAUGUGAAGACAAAUUGUGUAGUGCUUUAAAAACAAAUAAUACAAUCUUAAACUCAAUCCUGUACAGAACCGGCAGCCAGUGAAGAGAUAAUAACACAGGGGUAAUACACUCCCAUUUUUUAAUGCCGGUCAGUAGCCUGGCUGCAGCAUUGUGUAUAAGCUGCAGGCGGGACAUUUGCCGCUGACAGAGUCCUGCGUAAAGAGAGUUACAAUAGUCCAGCCUAGAAGUAAUAAAAGCAUGAACUACUAUCUCAAAAUCUUUGAAACUAAGUACAGGUUUUAGCCUAGAAAUCAUUCUAAGCUGAUAAAAUCUGCCUUGUACAACAUAAUUUAUUUUUUUUUAUCAAAGCUAAGGGUUGAAUCAGUUAUAACACCUAGAUUUCUUGGACUGUUUUUCACAGUUAUCACUAAGGGAGCAAGAGUACUGGUUAUCUUCUCUGUAUAGUUUGGUGGACCAAAUAUAAUAAACUCUGACUUUCAUUAAAUUGUAGAAAAUUAGAUAACCAACUUUUAAUAUUAUCCAAACAGUCCAUAAGGGACUUCAGAGACUGAUUAUUCCCAAAUUUCAAAGGUAGAUAUCACUGUGUGUCAUCCGCAUACAUGUGAUAAGAAAUGGCAUGAUGGCGGUAAAUAGACCCUAGAGGGCGCAUAUAUAAUGAAAACAGAAUAGGACCCAAAAUAGAACCUUGAGGGAGGCCAUAUUUUAAGGUAACCAAAGAGGAGGAAUAGUUUCUAAUGUUCAAAGGAGAAUGUUCUAUCAUGCAGAUAAGAAACAAACCAUUUUAUUGUGGUCCCUCGAAUGCCGACAUCACACUCCAAACGGUCUAAAAGAAUUGAGUGAUCAACAGUGUUGAAUGCUGUGCUGAGAUCUAACAUGAUUAAAAUUACAGACAGCCCAGAGUCAACAGCUACUAACAAAUAAUUUACAACUUUUAACAGAGCUGUCUCUGUGCUGUGACCGACUCUAAAUCCUAAUUGAAAUUUAUCCAGGAUAUCAUUCUCUAAUAAAAAAGGGGUAAUUUGAGAUAAAACAACCUUCUCUAAAAUUUUAGAUUGGGCAAAAAUGAUAAAAAUAAAAAAAUAAAAAACACUGUAGGGUCAAGACCAUUUUUUUAUUUAUUAUUAAAGGAUGAACCACUGCAUGUUUAAGACAGGGCAGGAUGAUACCAUUAGUUAAGGAGCCAUUUACAAUGGAUUGUAUACUAGGAUCUAUGGUGACAAACAGGUCUUUAAAAAGUUGAGGAGGAAUAGGAUCUAAAGGAGUGGACGUCAGUUUCAUAUGAUUGACCAUGUCCUUUCAGAUUGGAAUAGAGACAGGUUCAAAACAGACGAAUAAACAAGAACUUGGAAUGGGAAUCACCAAUCCAAUACUAGAAGGUGUAAUAUGUGGUCUAAGAUCAAUCAUGUUCACAGAAAAGUUUAAAAAUUCUUCACAAACAUUUGGGUGAGGUAGCCGGGAUUAGAACCUUGUUUAUGAUACUAAAAAAAAAAUUAUUAAUGAAUUUUUAUUAAUGAAAUCUGAGAAAUAUUUUGUCCUUGCAGCUUUGACCACAUGCUGGUAUUUACUGAGAGAAUCUCUUAACAUUUCAUAGGAGAUCUGUAACUUGUCUCUCUUCCACCUGCAUUCUGCUUUCCUACAGACAUGCCUAAGAGCACACAUCUCAUUGUUAAACCAUGGCUGAGGUUGAGAUUUGGGACGUUUUAGUCUGAGAGGAGAAACAUAAUUCAUAAUGUCCAGACAUACAGAAUUAAAAAGGACAGUCAGCUCCUCUGUGCCUAGGGAGGGUUUAAGGGCCUCAAUAAUAGUGAAAAAUGGUUAUGCUACAUAAGCCUUCACCAAAAAGAUUUGCUGUAGACUCAUCAACAGGUCAAAAAUGACAAUCAGCAAGUCCACUUUUAGAUGUAAGAGCAGGAAGUUUAACAUUGAAAAAGACAAGUUUAUGGUCAGAUAGAUAAUUGUCCUCUGUAAACACAUUACAAAUGGAUUAACCCAAGGAUAAAAUCAGGUCAAAAGUGUGACCAUGCGUAUGUGUAGCAUCACAGACUGACUGUAUUAAAUUAAAAGAAUCAAUAAGUUUAGAGAACUGUCUUACCAGUGGUUUAGAUGGACAAUAAACCCACUAGGGUUUGGGACAGUGGUGAUAGUACAAUUUACCUUAUUUUGGUGUCUGAUGAAAAGAGAGGACUGAUAGAAUAUGGUGUCAGUGAUCAUUAUAUUAUAUUCUGUACAAGGAAAUGUUUUAAACAAAAAUGUAGUAGUCAUAAAACAGUAAGGAGUAGACUGCUUACAAAUAUUCAAAGAUCACCUAAAUAAAGUUAAAUGGGAAAAUAUACAAAACACCUAAUCAGUUGAUGAUGCUUGGGUAAAUUUUAAAUAUUUAUUUCUUUAUGUAGUAAACAAAGUUGCCCUGCACCAACAGGUGAGAGUUAAGCAAAGAUCCAGUCCUUGGAUGAAUCAGAAGAUAAUAGAAAUAAUAAAAAGUAGAAGUAAGGCCUUAUCCAUUUAUAGGAGAACUAAGAAUUUAGCAGAUUAUGAUAAAUUUAAAGCACUUAGAAAUUGAGUACUUUAAAGUAUAAGGGAAGCAAAGAGUAUCUUUAUCGCUGAACAGUUAAAAGUGAACAAGGGGGAUCCAAAAUCAGUGUGGUGGGUGCUGAAUAAGCUCAAACUUGAUGGUAAAUCGAAACCUGGUUCAUCAAAAAUGGGCUUAGAUUUUGAUGGAGAGAUAGAAUUUGUAAGUAAAAGUAAAGUUGCAAACAAAUUAAACUUAUUUUUCUCAUCUAUUGCUAAUAGCUUAGUAGAAAGUUUGCCUCCAAGUAAAGCAAGUUAUGGGAUUGAUUUUGUUAAGAUACCAGAUUCUUUCUCUUUCAUUAAAGUUACAGUAGAAGAGAUUCAUAUAAUGUUAAAAUAAUUACAAGUGUCUAAAGCAACUGGUCCAGAUUGUUUUCCAGUUAGGUUUUUAAGAGAUGUUGCAGAUAUCAUUGCACCAACUAUUACAUGUAUUGUUAAUCUAUCACUUGAAACGGUAGAGUACCAUCUGAUAUGAAGAUAGCAAAAAUUAUUCCAAUAUAUAAGAAAGGGAAUAGAUAUGAUCCUGGGGAUUACCAUGCGGUCUCCAUCCUUAGUGUGGCUUCAAAUAUUUUAGAAAAGGUUGUGCAUAAACAGAUGUAUGAAUUUGUAUGCAAAAAUAGAUUGAUUUAUGAUUUGCAGUCAAGUUUUAGGAAGUCUUAUUCCACAGAUACUUGUUUACUAUAGUUAACAGAUCAUAUAAGGAAACUGAUGAUGGAAAAUUGUGUGGUAUGUUUCUUUUGGACCUUUAAAAAGCCUUUGAUACAGUAAAUCACUCAAUACUUUUACAUAAAUUAAGUGUGAUGGGUUUUUUGAAUACAGUGAUUGCAUGGUUGUCUUCUUAUCUCACUGGGAGGGCUCAAAGGGUAGAAGUUGGAGGGAUCCUUUCAGAGAUGACAUUUGUAAAUAAUGGAGUUCCCCAGGGAAGUGUACUCGGUCCUCUUUUGUUUUUGUUAUAUAUAAAUUAUAUGCAAGCUGCUUGUGAUUGUAACUUGUUUUUAUAUGCUGAUGAUUCUGCACUAUUGGUUUCAGGUAAGGAUGCUUGUAAAAUACAGGAGAAAUUAGAAAACACAAGAAGAAAUGAUGGAUAGGGGGCGGUUUUGGACUCAGCUACAGUUUGAGCGCUCAGUUCGAUGAACGUGGCACCUUCAGGCAUUUGGAAAUUGCUCUCAAGAAAUGAACCAGACUUGUGGAGGUCCACAAUAUUUUUUUCUGAGGUCUUGGCUGAUUUCUUUUGAUUUUCCCAUGAUGUCAAGCAAAGAGUCACUAAGUUUGAAGAUGGAUGUGAUCCACGCUGGAGAACAGCAGCUGCUGCAGAUACCAGUGAAGAUGUGUUCAGUGAAGCUGCUGGACUGCAGGAAUCUGAAGACGAGAGGAGAAAUCAAAGUAGAGGAACAACAGAGUGAUGAAGAUGAUGAUGAUUUUAUUCCUCCUUCAGAGCUGAUGGAAGUGAAAGAGGAAAAUCACGAACGGAAUGAAGUGGAGAAGAAACUUAAGUUUCAGAAACAUCAUGAUUUCACAACUGGAGAGAAAUCUUUGAAUUACUCAAAGACUAAGAAGAAUUUCUCACCAGAAAAGCAUAAAAGAAAAGCAGCCAAAAAUUCAUUAACUUGCUCUCAGUGUGGAAAGAGUUUGACUACUAAACAAGGUCUUAAUAAACACAUGAGAAUUCACACAGGAGAGAGACCUUACACGUGUCAUCAUUGUGGGAAAAGUUUCGCAUCUGCAUCCGUUUUCAAGAAUCAUCUUCGUUGUCACUCUGGAGAAAGACCAUUUGAAUGUGAUAAAUGUGAUAAAACAUUUGCUUUGAAUUCAGUCCUAAAACAACAUCUGACAACUCACACGAAAGAGAAGCCUUACAAGUGUUCUUUUUGUGGAAAGAGUUUUGCACGCCUUUCCUAUUUUAAAGAACAUCAGAAAAUACAUACCGGUGUGGGGGCUCAUAUGUGCUUUGAAUGUGGGAAGACCUUUACUGCAACCGGACACUUGAAACAGCACCAAAGAAUUCAUACUGGAGAGAAACCGUACAAGUGCUCACUCUGUGGAAAGAGUUUCACUCAGUCACAACACCUGAAAAAACACAAGAGAGUCCAUACUGGAGAGAAACCAUACCACUGCUCUUCAAGUUUUAGAGCAGCAUGUAAUCACAGUGAGCAAAAAUAAUCUUCAGGUCCAACAAGAUCAAGUAAAUAGUUGGAAAUUCGGAUAAACCCAAAGACCCUGAUAGCAUGUUCAUCAUUUAGACAUCUAUUUGAUGUGUUUUCAUCUGGAAGAUGUAUUUUUAGCUAGUUUGUUCAUCUGCAAUACGUCUAUAAGAUGUUUCCUCUUGGAUGUCAAUAAGACAUUCAGUAAAUGUCUUUGAGACGUUUAUGAUUUAGAUUGUUUGUAAAUCUGUUCUUUUUAAGAUGUUUAGCAUAUGUUCAUUAGAUUGUGAUGCUUUCCAGAUGAAAAGAUCUAAAACAGACAUCUCAGAGAUGUACAUCUGCUAUGUUGGGAUGGAUUUUCUCCCAAUAGAGCAGCUUCAUCUAAGAGAAUAACAAAGGACUUUUAAGGAAGUUCUUUGUAUAAUUGAGAACUUGUUUUAGCGUGUAUAUUUACAGCACUGUGCAAAAGUUUUAGACAUUUCUGAAAAAAGCUGUAGAGUAAACAUGGUUGUCCCCCUUGAUCGUUUAUACCCAUGCCGCCCCCUGACCUAGUGUGCCACAAACAGACAGCACACUGGAGGUUUAGUCACUCACUAAAUAGGGAGCAAGUGCACAUCCUAUAGCUCUCUAUGCAGCAUUCAAUCAAUCCUUCCUAUUUAAAGUUCAGUUUCAGGCUGCAGAUGAUGUUUGGAUCACUCAACAUGUUUGACAGACAUGUGACAAUGAUAAUCAGUACAUAGAUUCAGAAUUUAUAAUGUAUCAUUUUAUUUUAACAUGGUUGGCAGUGAUUGGAUGAUGCUGGACAUUUCUUUGAAUUAGAAUUAAUUAUGCUAAUUUCUGAUGUAAUGUCUGUAACAUCGCAAAAACAUGAAUAACCAACACUCCUGGAAACAUCAUAAACAAUUUGAUUAAAAAAAAAAGAAAGAAAAAAGGAUUUCUAUAGCUUGGUAUCAUUUUAAAUUUCACAACGUAGUCCCGCUGUCCACAUAUGAGGACAUACAUUUUUAGCAAAACUAUUUGGGCUUAUAUAUAUAUAUAUAUAUAUAUUGUUCUUCCUCUCCAUGUUGCUCUUGGUCUUUAUCAACACCCAAUUGAAGCCUAGUAGCAGCAAGUGAAGAUUUUACACUACACUGCUUUUCCUGCAGUGCAAGGGUGAGCAAGUUUGAAUUUCCAACAGAAUUUGAAACACUGAGGUGAAAUGUCAUAAUGAAGAUUUGGAACUGAACUUUGAAAGGUGAAUAUAUAUAUAUAUAUUUAUUAUUGAAUUUUUUUAUUAAGUUUUGUGAAAAAUGUAUCCAAUUGAAUAUUCAUAGCAUAAAUAUACAACCAAAAAUUCAAGCACUGUUAAUGCUAUGUAUUUUUUUCUUGAUCUAUUACAA